GAAAAUGGAAACCAAAGAAGCCCUUGGGAAAGAAGGCAUGGGAGCCAAGAGGAAGAAUUUGACCUUCUUGAAGCACAGACUGUACAUGUUGGAGAGAAGGAAGACAGACACUGUUGUUGAGAACAGUGUUUCUGUGGACCAGGGUAACUCUGGCACUUUGAGGAGGAGCCAAUCCGACAGGACAGAAUACAGCCAGAAGUUACAAGAAAAGAUGGCCCCACAAGCUGGGUCCUUGUCACCCGUCACUUCACUGCAGGAGAAUGAAGAGCAGCUGACCAGGCGAAUGAUGGCCAAGAGGGUAAAAAUCAUUGCAGAACUGGUGCAGACAGAGAAAGACUACCUCCAUGACCUGGAGCUGUGCAUCAGGGAAGUGGUUCAGCCCUUGAGACACAAGCAGAUUGUUAGGUUUGACGUGGAUGGCUUGUUUAGCAACAUUGAAUCAGUCCAUCAAAUAUCAGCCAAACUGCUGUCAUUGUUGGAAGAAGCCACAGCAGACGUGGACCCACCCAUGCAAGUAAUUGGAGAAGUGUUCUUGGAGAUUAAAGGCCCACUAGAAGACACAUAUAAAAUCUACUGCUACCACCAUGACGAUGCGCACACCAUGCUCGAAUCCUAUGAAAAGGAUGAAGAACUGAAACAGCAUUUAAAACACUGCGUACAGUCAUUAAAAAAGAUAUAUGAGGAAGAAGGAAAACCAAAUUUAAUGGAUAUGGGAUCCCUGAUGAUCAAACCAAUACAGCGUGUGAUGAAAUACCCCUUGUUACUGUGCGAGCUCUUGAAUUCGACUCCUGCUUCCCACCCUGACCACAAGGCACUGCAAGAUGCCUUUGCUGCUGUGAAAGACAUUAAUGUGAACAUCAAUGAACUUAAAAGAAGGAAAGACUUAGUGUUGAAGUACAAGAAGAAUGAUGAAGAAGAAUCUCUUAAAGAGAAGUUUUCCAGACUGAAUAUUCACUCCAUUAGCAAGAAAUCCAAGAGGGUUACUAGCCACCUGAAAAUUCUGACGGGGGGAGAGCCUCAGGUGAAAGACCAGACCUUUAAUAAGGAGGAAAAGCUAUUUAGAAGUUUAGAAAAGACUGUGAAAUUUUGCGUGAAGAAUAUUUCAUUCUCCCUACAACAUCUACAGGAUUCCAUGCUUCUAGCUGCACAGAAUAUAACUGAACUACAAGGUAUUUUACACCACAAAGAUGAUGAAGACAAUGGCUGUUCAAAAAUAUUGAAUAACAUUGGAAACCCCUGUGAAGGCUUUGUGGAUCAACUGGAAAAGCUGGUUUCCCCUCUCUCAGCUCUACUAGCCUUGUUUCCAGGCCCCCAGAAGCUUAUCCAGAAGCGUUAUGACAAGUUGCUGGAUUACAAUGGCUACCUUGAAAGGUCAGCAGGAGAUGAACUUGAUCUGGCAAAGAAGGACUAUGAGGCUCUCAAUGCACAGCUUGUGGAGGAACUUCAGGUGUUCAACAGGACGGCCAAGAUGAUUGUGAUGAACUGUCUGCAUUGCUUCAUCACUCUCCUCAGGGACAUGAUGUCCUCAGCAUUUCAGUCAUAUUCAACCAUUGUGGUGCCUGUUCCGCUGUCUUCCUCAAGUAUCUGUGAAGUACAAAAUCAGGUAUUAGAAGAGUUCCACAAUCUAAAUUUUGUAAAAGAAAACAGCAGUGCAACAUUUAUUGAGCGAAAACUGAGCUUUGAAAAGAAGAAACCUGCCCCUACCCAGCCUGAAUCGCCACGUCAGACAGAGAGCCAGAGAUCUAAGCUACUGUCUACAUACACCACAGAAUCACUAUAUCAAGCUAAGCGCAAAUGCAAUGCCACACAGGAAUUUGAUAUAGAUUUAUAUGAAGGUGAGCUGGUGGCUGUUGUUGAGCAAAAAGAUCCCUUUGGAAGUACAAGCAGGUGGCGUGUUGACACAGGAAUUCAUAAAGGGUAUGUGUAUUCCUCCUUCCUGAAGCCCUACAAUCCAGCCAAGGUGCAGAAGGAUAUAGCAGAAACCAGUUUCUAUGAUGACGAUUUCGAUAAUAUCAGCCUUUUUGUCUCUUCACGGCCUACCAAUGAUAGCAGUGCAAGAAAUCUAGGACAUAAGAGGAGUGACAGCAGUUCGUCUAAUAAUAGCCUAUGUGAAAAACCUGCAAUUAAUGGGACAGAGACUGAUCACGAUGUGGAUGAUCAACAUACUUUCUAUGCUGUUUAUGCAUUUCAAGCAAGAAGCCAUCAGGAACUCAGUCUUCAGGAGUACCAGCGGGUUCGGAUACUCCAGUUUUCUGACCUGAGCGGCAAUAAAGAAUGGUGGUUAGCAGAAGCCAAAGGACAGAAAGGAUAUGUACCUGCUAAUUAUCUUGGGAAGAUGACAUAUGCAUAGGAACAGAAAGGAUUGUUGGGACUAGUUUCUCUGAAAUAGAGACUCAUAGUCAGAAUAAUAAUCUGUUAUAUUUACAGCAAGCAGAGUGAACGCACAAGUGAUUUAUAACCCAGCUAUAAUAUCUGGAGAGGUACACAGGCUACACUGAGAACUCUUACAUGCUAAAAGCCAUUACUUUGUCAAGACCUGAGGAAGAGGAAGUGUUUAACAAGAUUCUUUCUGAUGAACGUCCUGGAGAGCUUGUUAUUUCUUUACUCAUUCAUUCACUCUCUUAGUACCAUACUUCAUAAAACAGGAGUUAACACACAAAACAAAGUACAGCUAAACUUACACCUUCCUGUGGGUGCCUCUCCAACAUAUUUAGCAAAUAAUAUGUGAACCCAAGCAGGGCCGGCACUUCCAUUUAGGUGGCCU
Gopherus flavomarginatus (Mexican gopher tortoise) is the source of this 2764-nucleotide messenger RNA. RefSeq names its product Rho guanine nucleotide exchange factor 38 (gene ARHGEF38). Gene Ontology annotation, cellular component: cytoplasm. NCBI's taxonomy places the organism in Eukaryota, Metazoa, Chordata, Testudines, Testudinidae. The transcript is spliced from 14 exons. Bases 5 to 2350 code for a protein of 781 amino acids. Gene Ontology annotation, molecular function: guanyl-nucleotide exchange factor activity; protein binding. The record is from RefSeq and is a predicted model, not a curated record.